Molecule: messenger RNA, 451 nt
Organism: Camelina sativa (false flax)
Lineage: Eukaryota; Viridiplantae; Streptophyta; Magnoliopsida; Brassicales; Brassicaceae
Source: RefSeq, a predicted model, not a curated record
CACUCACUUUUGUCCAGCAUCCACGAAGCCCUAUUCCCAGUAAAAAGCCCUUUUUUCGGAAAACUAAAUUCACCUUCGAAGCUUCUCCAGGAAUCAAUCAAAGCUCCUAUACAGGAGCCCUUCUCUCUGUCCCGGUUAAUUUUACAAUCGCCCAACAAUGAGCGGAGAUAAUCGAAGACGGGAUCGAAAGGACACGCGGUGGUCGAAGAAGCCGAGAGUAGUGAACACUGCAGAAGAUGAACUCGAAUCUAAACUCGGAUUUGGGCUUUUCUCAGAAGGUGAAACCCGACUUGGGUGGCUACUCACAUUCGCAUCUUCAUCUUGGGAAGAUCGAGAUACUGGGAAAGUCUAUAGUUGCGUGGACCUUUACUUUGUUACUCAGGAUGGGUUUUCUUUCAAGACAAAGUACAAGUUCCGUCCUUACUUCUAUUUAGCCACUAAAGUAUGCUAA